UUCUUAAAAACAAAAAGAAGGAAGGCAAAACAACCCAAAAAGAGAAGAUCUAAUGAGACGAGGGAAAAUUUUCUCUUUAACUGAUCGAGGAACUCUCUCAUUAGCAAGAAAAUUAUUCAUAUGUGUCAUUGUAUUAGUGUUCAGAUAUGUGCAUGAAGUUUUACUCGUCGAUGAUGAAAAUUCUUUACUUUAGUAUACGUCGAGAUCUCAAAGUGAUAAAAUCGAAAAAAAUAUAGUUCCAAAAAAUAUUUAAUUUUGUCAUAAAAAUUUCGAUUGUAAAAUAAUUGUGCAUGCAAAGUGCCAAAAAAAAAUUAAAUUAAAUUAAUAUAAUAAAUGUGUAAUAUUGAUACCAAAGAAUGGCAUUGUCACCAAAGUUAAUAUUAGAUAUAAGCCAAUCACAAAUGGAAAAUUUAUCAUUAAGUUGUAAAAUGAUUAAAGUUGAACAUUCAAGUGAUAACGAUAGUAAUAACAACAGUCCAAAUGGAUCACAUCACAACAAUAAUCACCAUCAUAUUAAUCACAAUAAUAAUAAUAAUAAUAAUAAUAAUCAACAUAAUCACACGGAUAUGAAGUAUACGGAUUUAGAUUUAUCAGUACCUUCUACAGUUAGCUUUUAUGAGCAGCAUCCAUCUGCUUUAUUAUCGUCUGGAAAUUCCACAAGAAAAAGGAGGGUAUCAACUAAAAGUACACAAGAUGAACAUAAUCAGCAUUUCCAAUGCAGUCCAAUUGACGUGGAUGGAGAUGCAAAAAGAUUUCGUUUUGAUAUUGAAAAUUAUGAAUCUCCCGUCGUUCCAACGACAAUCUUUAAAUAUUGUUUAAAUAAUAAUGAUGAGUCUUAUUACUCACAUGACAUGAAGCACGAUCAAUAUGGAAUGACUGAAAGUCCUGAAUCACAAUCACCUUAUGGAUAUUCAGCAGCAUCACAAAUGUAUGCAGGUGUUGAUAUGAAUCAUCAUUAUUAUUAUUCACAAACAAAUAAUCAUCAAAUACCCGAGCAAGUUCAACAAUUUAAUGUAAGGAACACAACAAAACCUCAACCAGAAUUACUUACUGUUGAACAGCCGCGAUCAUCCAGCGAUAAAUGCCUUCAAAUUGUUAAGGAUAAAAUUCAUAAAAUGAAGACCAAAAAACUUAAACUUCCAAGAAAAGUGAGUCCAAUUAGAUGUGAUCCCGAGCAGAACAAGCAAUUAAGGUGCAUGGCUAAUGUUCGAGAGCGACAAAGGACACAAAAUUUAAACGACGCAUUUCAAUCAUUAAGAAAAAUCAUUCCAACACUUCCAAGUGAUAAGCUCAGUAAAAUUCAGACAUUGAAAUUAGCUACAAGUUACAUUGACUUUCUAUGGAAAAUGUUGACCAAUGAAUCACUAUCUGAGGAUCAAUCAUCAGACUCAUCAGUAUCAAGUUCACCAGCGCAUUGCAUGCAACAGUUUCAGAAUGGUAGCACAGGAAGUCCGAUUGUGCCGAAUGAGAAAUUGAAUCUUAUGUUCAAUAUGUGGAGAAUGGAGGGGGAGUUGACAAACUCGAAUAAGAUUGAAUGAGAAUAGAUGUUGGGGUUAGGUUCUUAUGGAUCAUUUAGAUUGAGUCAUGAUCUAUAGUUUAAAAUUGUUAAUCAUGCAUUUAUGACCGCGAGAAUUUGUCAGACUCAGAAACCUAAUAAUUAAAAAAGCAUUUCCACAAAAUUAGCAAUUGAAGAUUUUUGACUUUAAAGUUGAAAGUUCCUUUGUUAAUCCAGGAGGCAUCAACUGAAUUAUCAAUUGCUGGUAAAAUUGAAAUCUUUAAAAAACAUUUUAAACUUCUCAUAAAUGCAUGAUUUUGGUGUCGUUCGCAAAUAAUGUUCAAGUCCAAUAGGAUUAAUCAGUUGCUGUUCGGUUGACUUCAGGAUCUUAAUAUAAGUGCUACUAAGAUACAGCCACAUAACCAGUUGAGGACAAAAUUUAUGAACGAUCGCCCUCAAAAAACAAAAUAUUCUGAAAACUAUACGUAUCUUCCAAAUAAUCAAUCAAAGAGUUACAAAAGUGAUUAAUUUGUUAUAUAAAGCCAAACAUUUUGUAAAGAAUUUAAUUUUAUAGCAUUUAAGAAAAAAACUUAUUUUUGUCCAAAAAAAGAAGAAAAAUUAUGCAAGA
Molecule: messenger RNA, 2123 nt
Organism: Chironomus riparius
Lineage: Eukaryota; Metazoa; Arthropoda; Insecta; Diptera; Chironomidae
Source: the annotation of a GenBank genome assembly